AGGUCGACGGUUGUGUUUUUGUAUAAAUAAGAAGGAUCUUUGUUUUUUUUAUUUUCGCGGCAACGUUUUUACAGCUGCAGGUGAAUGUCAUAAUGUCAAGAAUGUCUGUUCAGCAAACAUCGAGCAAAUGAUCUUCUGGAUGGUUUAGACUUGUUCGAGCCAGUCAUGAUGAUGAGUGGAGCCUCGAGGCUUUUUUGUUUAUGUGUGAAGUUUUACCUUUACCCAUUUUAAACGUGACAUUUAAAUAAUAUUCUAACCUUAUUUAUUUUCUUCUGUGAUUGUGAAAAGUUUCUAGUUUAUUGAAGUUGUUGUUUUGGCUGGAUGUACACGUGUGUGUGUGUAAAGUUACAGUGGGAGGAGGCAAGGUGCUUAAAUAAGCGGUACCCACAGAUCACUCUGUAACAUGAGAGGUGGGCUAUAGAUACCCCUAACCUUUCCGGUGUAUUCCUGUUUGUGUGGUUGCGCAGAACUUGGUACAAGCUGGUUUAGCUGUUCCAGGACAAUACGGUUUUGGGCACCGGGCCUGGCUGCUGCUCCGCUGUCAGUCUCGUCAGUCUUGGCUUCAUCGGUCGAUUUGGUACUGUCCAGAAAUGCACAAGACGGACUUUGGUUUUGAUUUCAAGCGUUCUUCAGCUGAGCUCACCUCAGUUCAGCUGUAGAAAACAUGCCACUGCUAAAAGCAUGUUUGUUGCGUCCGACUGAAAGCCAGGUUUCCAGACUUCAACAGGUCUUUCAGAUUUCUGCAGUUCCAGCAGCAGCAGCCCCCCUUUCCAGCCCAUCCGCAGUCAGAUCCCCAUACCCACUGCACAUGUCAUGCCAUCCACGGCCGGAGCCCUGGCCUCUAAGCCUCAGCCAUUGGCCCAGGAGGAUUCUCUGUCCUCUGAGGGUCACAGGUCUUCCUUUGGCUCCAGAACCACAAGUGGCUCCACUUCGAAGUCUUCCUCUCUCUCCAAAUCGGUAUCUUCGCCCAACCUGGAUGCUCAGGACGAUGUGGGAGGUAAUCAUGCGGGGCCAAAGCCAGACUGCCUGAACCGUUACCGCAGCCUCGUCAAUGGGCUGGACCACUCUCUUUUCCCCUCGGAUCACACUCGAAUGGAUGAGUGCCAGAGGUUUGACACUCCUGCUGUGGAACCUACGCUAAAUCAGUCGGCCCUGUUGGGGGGGUUAUGCCCUGAUGUCAGACUCCGAUUACAGGCCACCGGGAUUAGAGACACCCCAGACUGUGUGUCUGAGGCUUACAGGGGAGGCAUGGAGCACAGCUAUAAGGUUCUGCCUGAAGCUAGGGCUGGGGUUCCCGGCACAGCAGAAACCUCUAAUCAGAGGGGCAGUCAGCCUGGUGCGGCCGGAUCCGCUGGAGUUUAUGCCAACCCUCUCAGUCUGCUGAGGGAGCAUACCGGCUCCAAGGGAUAUGAGCCAUUGCGGCAGGACAGAUGUGGUGAACUGUCCAGCUGGCAGCAACAACAGCAACAUAAGCAGCAACUGGAGAGUUUACGUAUGCAAGUGGAACAAAUGCAGCUUUUGAGUGCUGGAGUGGGCCAGUACCCAUCUCUGUACUCGACGCCCGUUCACUCGGAGUCUGGCAAAUGGGAUGCUCUGGUCAAAGCCAGUGAGAGUCUGCUAAAGGAGAAGGAACUCAUCAUUGAGAGACAAAAGCAGCAUAUGACCCAGAUGGAGCAGCGUCUGAGGGAAAGCGAGCUGCAAGUCCAUGGAGCCCUCCUGGGUCGAGGAUCUUCUUAUGGAGAUAUGUGUAUGCUGAGGCUACAGGAGGCCCAGAGGGAGAAUGCCUUCCUGAGGGCGCAGUUCACCGAGCGCACCGACUGUGUUGUUCUGGAAAAAGUGGAGGCAGAGCGCCGACUGGGUGCAGUUGAGGCAGAGACACGCCGACUAAUUGACAGCCUGAAGGAGACCUGUGAGAGACAUGCGGAGGAGAUGAAGAAACAGGAAGAGAGGAUCCGCAGUCGAGACAAACACAUCAACAACCUGAAGAAGAAGUGUCAAAAAGAGACCGAGCUGAAGAGAGAGAACCAGCAGCGCAUUGAGACUCUUGAGCGCUACCUCGCCGACCUGCCCACCUUGGAGGAUUACCAGAGUCAGAACAAGCAGCUUGUAGAGGCUGAACAGCAGGCGGCUCAGCUACAAGAGAGGGUACGAGAAAUGGAGGUCUGUCUAGAGAAGACGCGCUCACAACUACGAGAAAAAGACACGCAGCUGGAAGAUCAGAAACGCAGGGAGAGGGACCUGCUGACCACCAUUACCGAUAUGCAGCAGCGGGUACAGCAGGGCCUUGAGGAUGGCACCAGACUGCCUUCCCUUGAUAUGGAGAAGCUCAGAGGAGAGAACAAUUCUUUGAGAGAGGAGCAGCAGAGACUCAAAAAGGUCAUUGAGAAGCAGCACAGAAUGAUGGAACAACUUGGCACCCAGAUCCAGGCUUUGGAGGAUCAGCUAUCUCAAGAAGAGAGCAGCUCUCAGGCCCUCAGAGAAGAUGUGUUGGCCAAAGAGCAGAAUAAGUUAGAGCUCCACACAGCCAUGAAGGAGCUGUCUGCACAGAACCAGGAGCUGAUGGAGCAGAAUCUGACCCUGCAGGAGCAGAUGAGUGAUCCCGAGCAGAGGAGCACCAACCAGGCGUCCUCUGCCCCGCAGCCAGCUGGGACUCGUCUCACACGGAGGCUUCAUGUCGAGAUCGCGUCCUGCCUCAGGGACCUCCGCUCCCUGUGCAGCAUUCUGACGCAGAGAGCUCAGGGACAGGAUCCCAACCUCUCCUUGCUGCUCGGUCUCACAUCGCCUCCACCAGUGGCAGAGCUGGGCGAGGACUGGAUGAGUCCAGAGGUGCUGCAGAAGAAGCUGGUUGAAGCUCAGCAACUCCGGCGGGAUGUCGAGGAACUACGCAACGUAAUACUGGACCGGUACGCGCAGGACAUGGGAGAAAACUGCAUUACCCAGUAACCUUGCCAACCGGGUGAUGUAGGAAACUGGCAUACGCCGUUGAAGCAUCUGAAACGAGCUCGUCUUGAUGACGGGUUACUGAAUGUCAGAAAGAGGACUCCAUUUUAAAUUUUAUUAAAAUGAGGACACAGGAAAGCGCAAAUGGUUUCGCUUCUACUUCUCUCGACUGACUGUUCGUUGAUCUUUCAGCCUGCCUGUAGCUCAGCACCCCCCCCCCCCCCCCCCCCCAGAGUUCAUCUAUUUCAGUCCAAGGGCUAACGGAAAAUAACUUACCUCUAAUACUUGAUCCUUAAGCCUUGUGCGUGUUUUUUUUUUUUUAAAUAAUGACACGAAUACUGUUGGUAACCAAACAGUCUUAUACGUUUCAUUCUCGUGGAUAACCAUUUGUGUUAAUGUUAAUCUGAAUUUCCCCUCCUCGUGGGAAAUUAUCAAAGAAGUGGUUGACAAUCAACUGAAACUUUUUUUUUAACCUGUGCUUUUAACUGAAUUCACAAGUAAAUGUUACUAACAUACCAUUAUUUACAAUGGUGAACGCUGUAACAUGAGACUCUGCUGUGCUGUAAGAGACUUGAUACUGGGGAGUUUAAUACCAAAUUGGCUUCUCACACCAACGGGCCUACAACAGUUGAAUUACCAAAGAAACUGGUCGAAGCAGUCGUGCAAGUCUGUGAAUGUUUGUGCAUGCGUCUCUCCGCUGCAGGCCUCGUUCUCAAUGAAUACCAACAUGUGCCUUUCUGUCACGUUUGCAACCGCAAUGCUAAUUGAUGUGAGACGAACCACAAAGGGCUGCAGCGGACUCUUCCAAUAUGACCUUUCUCUCAGCGUAUUAGCCAGUGGGAUUGUCGAUACAUUCCCUGACUCUGAAAGUAGCAGAUACCUUUGGGCCACAUCACAGUUUGUUGAGGCCCGCCACUGUUUUGUUCUUGGAAGAUAAACAGAGCGAGUUAAAUCUAUUCUGUCUGGGUGAUCUUUGCAGAAUCUGCUCCAUGUAGAUGAAUACCGUCAUAGUUUACUGUACAUUUCAGGUUCAUAAUGGCUGACUCGCAUUUGACAGAGUGGUUAACUGAGAAACGGUAUUAAUCUUCAGUAUUAUUGUUUUUAUUGAAAACUCUGUGAAAGCCUAAUAUGUUUCUUUAAUGUGCUAAAAGGUUUCAGCAAACUUGUGUAAAGGUCCCAUGAAGUGUCUUUCAGAUUGUGAUUUUAUUUUCCUGUGCUCUGAUGUUUCAUGUUGGGCCUGAUGAGUGUAAAGAUGGGCAUCAGUCAUUGAGGGAAAGGGGAACAUGUUGUAAUGCGAUGCUGAUGGGAGGGGGUUGGCUGGUUCAUCCCCAACUCAACAAUCACAUUGUACUGGAUGGAGUUGUAUGUUUGUAGGAUAAGCCAUUUCAGAAAAGAAAAAAAUGUGACACUUUACAGGUGGAGAAAGGGAUUUUAAUAUAAAUAUAUGCAACAAUGACUUGACACAAAUCCUACAGAAAGAAAUCCCACACCCAGGUACAGACGAGCCAUUUCACAUUUCAUGGGACCUUCUAAAAACUUGAGUAGCACAAGAUGUAUCAUUGGAAAGUCUUUUGGAAAUGCCUUAACAUCUCAAAUGUUUUGCAAAAGGGAAAAAUAUGUUUAUAUUUUCAUACUUUGGUCCUUGUUUGUAUUUGCAUAUUUUAGAAAUAAAGAUUUUCAACAUUUAA
Molecule: messenger RNA, 4628 nt
Organism: Pseudoliparis swirei
Lineage: Eukaryota; Metazoa; Chordata; Actinopteri; Perciformes; Liparidae
Gene: cep85
Product: centrosomal protein 85
Exons: 12
Coding region: 814-2943 (709 amino acids)
Cellular component (GO): centrosome
Source: RefSeq, a predicted model, not a curated record